AAGUCAAAAACAGCUGUUUGUGCGCCCUUGACGGAGGUGCUUGUGUGACAAUGACUUAGGUUAUGUUAUUAAUUUGCAAAAUACAAUCAAAUUACUAAUGGAUAUAUAAUAAAAUAACUACUAGUGCUAGUGAAAAUAAGUGUUCUUUAAAAUUAGUUCUGUGCGUAUACAGUCAUGGUCAUUCAUCCAUCAUUUAUUUAUUAAGUUUGCGGUAUUUUGCGUUUCAAACCAUUCAAUUUCAUUUCUAUGAAUACGCAACACUUAAAGACGUAUAACACAGAACUAACUAAACCCCAGUGUGUGCUAGUUAACAUAUAGUGAGACUGAUGUGCUUAAAUAGAAGAAAAGUACUUAUUUUUGAAUAAAUCAAGAUAAAAUGAGGAACGGCAAGCGUCCUAGCAUAGAUGAAGAAAAAGAGGAAUUGAAUCCCGAUAAAAAUGGAUGGGCACGCGUGCGUCCAAGCCAGCAGUUCAACGUGGUCCGCCGCGUGUACCAGCAGGACGCGUUGAACGAAGACGCGGACUACCACGAGCCUGUCCGACCAUGGAAAUACCACGUGAAGAAAUGCAUUCGCGACUGCGGCAUUGCAAAAUGCAUCUGUGGCAUACUUCCCAUCGUGGACUGGCUUCCGAAAUACAAACUCAAGCAGUACGCCAUUGGGGACUUGACUGCUGGAGCGACUACUGCCGUCAUGCAUAUACCCCAGGGAAUGGCUUACGCGAUGCUGGCGGAAGUGGCCCCAGUAGCGGGUCUGUACAUGGCCUUCUUCCCAGUCCUGAUCUACGUGCUGUUCGGGACCUCACCGCACAUCUCCUUGGGGACCUUCGCUGUGGCCUGUCUUAUGUCUGGAAAGGUGGUGAGCCAAUACGCGAGGAUGCCGGAAAUAGAUAAUAUUAGCAAUAUUACAAAUGUAACGAAUGUUGUUACAGAUUCAGGGAACGGAUCUAUGGAGUACACUCCAGAGCAAGUUCUCAGCGUGUUAUGUCUAACCGUCGGCAUUAUGCAGACAUGUAUGUGGAUGUUCCGGCUCGGGGCGGUGUCGACGCUGCUCUCCGAGCCGCUGGUGUCCGGGUUCACGACCGGCGCCGCCUUCAUCGUCAUAGCCUCGCAGCUCAAGGACCUCUUCGGCAUCAGGAUACCCAAGCUGUCGGGGAACCAUAAAGUCAUACUUACAGUGAUCGAGGUGUCGAAAGCGCUGCCGAACACCAACUUGGCGGCCGUAUGCAUCUCCUUCGUCGUGUGUCUCGUGAUAGCCUUGAACAACGAGCUAUUCAAGCCAUGGGUAGCCAAACGCUGCCGGGUGCCAGUGCCCAUCGAGCUACUGGCCAUAGUCAUCGGCACACUCGUCACCAAAGUUACCGGAUUGAAAGAAAAGUUCGGGAUAACACUCGUCGGAGAGAUACCUACUGGGUUACCCACGCCGUUCGUGCCGCCGCUGGAACUCAUGCCAUCAGUGGCGGUAGACUCGAUCACCAUAACCAUGGUGACAUACACCAUAUCCAUGUCCAUGGCGCUUAUAUUCGCGGCCAGAGACAAGUACGAGGUGGAUUCCAAUCAAGAGUUGUUGGCUCUGGGCGCCAGCAAUGUAAUGGGCUCAUUUUUUUGCUGCGCACCGAUCUGCGCGAGCCUGUCGAGAUCGUACAUCCAAUACCAGGCGGGCGCCAAAACCAACCUAACGCAAGUAGUGAGCGCGCUGUUGAUAUUGUGCGUCCUGCUCUUCUUAGGCCCGUUCUUUGAGGACCUGCCCCGCUGCGUGCUCGCCUCCAUCAUUGUGGUGUCUCUAAAGGGGAUGUUAUUACAAGUUUUGGACCUUAAGAGGUUCUGCUACCUGAGUAAAUUGGACGCAGCCGUCUGGCUUAUUACCUUCCUCAUGACUACUCUCGUCAACAUCGAUUAUGGGUUAGUAGCAGGUCUAUUAGCGAGUGUCGGGGCGCUGUUCAUUCGCUCUCAGAAGCCCUACACCUGCCUGCUGGGCCGCGUGCUGGAGACAGACCUGUACCUGGAUAUCAAGCGGUACCGAGCCGCUGAAGAACUCCCCGGAAUCAAAAUAUUCCACUACUGUGGGGGCCUCAACUUCGCCACCAAAAACCUCUUUCGGGAGACGAUCUUCCGCAAAGUUGGCUACAUGAAGCCCAUCGACCUCACACCAGAGGACCAAGACAGCAACAAUGGCACCUUGAGCAAGAGCGAGAGCUACGUGUGGGACCCCAGUAUUGGGCAGAAGGUCCACUGCGUGAUAAUAGACGCGUCUGCGAUUUCGUACGUGGACGCGCCGGGGGUCAAGACGCUGGUGGUGGUGUCGAAGGAGUUGGAGGCCAGUCACAUUAUGGUGCUGCUAGCGGGGGCCAAUGGUCCAAUGCUAGAAAUGAUCCAUCGCUACAACGAGUUGGAAACCACCAACCAGCUCCGUAUAGACAUCUUCCCCACCGUCCACGACGCCGUGGUCUACUACAAAGUACUCGAAUCUAAGAGGGGAGCCUACCCACCCGUACCUCUCACUAUCAAUGAGUGACCUUACUAACACGGGUAGAGGUAACUCGGGACACUGUUCAACUAAGGAUCAAAUCAAAUUAACUCAGUGGUCUACUACAAAGUACUUAAAGCUAAGAGGGGGACCUACCUACUCGUACCUCUCACUAUCAAUGAGUGACCUUACUAACACGAGUAGAGGUAGUGUAACUCGGGACACUGUUCAACUAAGGAUCAAAUCAAAUUAACUCAGUGGUCUACUACAAAGUACUUAAAGCUAAGAGGGGAGACAACAACUGUGUUGUAACUGUGUUGUUGUGUGAGGUAGUGUAACUCGGGACACUGUUCAACUAAGGAUCAAAUCUAAUUAACUCAGUGGUGUACUACAAAGUACUUAAAGCUAAGAGGGGAGACAACUCAGUACCAGUCACUAUAAAUGAGUGACCUUACUAACUUGAGUAGAGGUAGUGUUAAACUCGGGACACUGUUCAACUAAGGAUCAAAUCAAAUUAACUCAGUGGUCUACUACAAAGUACUUAAAGCUAAGAGGGGAGACAACUCAGUACCUGUCACUAUGCGUGAGUGACCUUACUAACACGAGUAGAGGUAGGGUUAAAUUUCGGACACUGGUCAACUAAGAAACAAAUUAACGCUGUAGUCUACUACAAAGUAAACGAAACUAAGGGUCGGUUUCACCAAACUGUUCGUAUCGUUAAAGAGUUCGCUAAAUUUUUAUGUAUGGAAAGUUUCAUAGUAAAGCGCCGGGGCGCGCCGCACACAGGCGAAAAAUCAAUAAAAGUCGGACAAAACCUAAACAUUCAGGAUUAUUAUAGAAAUCGUAUUAAUGCACGUUUGCCAACUAAUAAAAACAAAAUUACAAUUAUAUUAUGACAUUUAUUAAAUUUUGAUCAUAAUAUCUGGUUCUUCUAAAAGAUUUAAAACAUUUUGGCAUAUGGGAAGCGACUUUUUACUACCCAAUUUUCUUAGUCCUGUUAUAUAAGGAUCGGAAGACAUUAAAAGUCUUUUCCAUAGCCAUUUGCCUAAAAAAAAUGUGACUAAGCGCUCAACCUUGAUUACAUUAGUCAUCGAUUAAAAUGAAAAUUUUGUUAAAACGUCGCGUAAGGUCGCAUAAAAUAAUGGUUGUAUGUUAAAACCCAAGUUCUGUAGUUUCUAAAAUUGAUAAUAUCAAAACCGGAUCUAUCAGGAAGUUGUACUUUUCUCCUUGGUGAAGUUGAACAAUAUGCAAAAAAUACAAGACAUUACACUUAUUUUUUUUUAUAAUAAACAAGCAAGCAUAGCUAUCAAAAGUAACUAUUAGUAAUUAGGUUAUUACCUCCUAGAAGGGUAUCCAUCAUUAAAUCACAACUUUCUGAAAGCAAACGAUAAAUAAGUAAGCACAUAAAUAACACUCGCAGAGCAGUAAAAUAUUCGCCUUUGAACAAGUCGAACUUUGGAAUGAGAACGUGUCGCGUAGAUUACUCUAACAUGAAAAUGAUUAUGGGAGUAGCGUGCACUGUUUAUUGGACUACCCGCUAAGAUUGGUUUUUGCCUGUUGGGGCUACUUAGAAGUUUUUUGGUUUUGUCCGACUUUUAUUGAUUUUUCGCCUGUGUGCGCCGGCUGACGUUGAUCAGUCUAUCAAAUGUGGUGCAACUGGCCCUAAAAGGGGUGACAAUACAUUUCCUGUAACUAUGCGUGACCUUACUAACACGAGUAGAGUGUUAAACUCGGGUUGUCUAUGACCUUACUAAUACAAGUAAAGGUACUGUUAAACUCGGGACACUGUUCAACUAAGGAUCAAAUAAAAUUAACGCUCCAUGGUCUACUACAAAGUACUUAAAGCUAAGAGGGAAUACAACACGGUUCUUGUCACUAUCAAUGCGUGACCUUUCUAACACGAUUAGAGGCAGUGUUAAACUUUGAACACUUGUCUAUGACCUUACUA
Molecule: messenger RNA, 4412 nt
Organism: Cydia fagiglandana
Lineage: Eukaryota; Metazoa; Arthropoda; Insecta; Lepidoptera; Tortricidae
Gene: Prestin
Product: prestin
Exons: 18
Coding region: 377-2512 (711 amino acids)
Biological process (GO): transmembrane transport
Cellular component (GO): plasma membrane
Molecular function (GO): oxalate transmembrane transporter activity; sulfate transmembrane transporter activity; bicarbonate transmembrane transporter activity
Source: RefSeq, a predicted model, not a curated record